AUGGAGGACACUUACAACCACAGGACUUCCCUGGUUAAAGGAGCCAAAGGCAUGGUCAAGGAGGCCAAGCGACACGCCACAAAGAAAGUCAACAAAGUGGUGGACCGCGCCACAGACGAGUACUCAUCUCAUCAAAACUACAAACGCUUCCAGGACGACGAAGAUGAAGAUGAGGAUUUCUACCGGGGUUCACAGGCGCAAGAUGGGCAAAGCUACAACGAAAAUGAAGGGGGUUCUAGUGACGCCACCGAGGGUCACGAUGACGAGGAUGAGAUCUAUGAGGGUGAAUACCAGGGUAUUCCGUCAGCAGGGGACUCAAAGCAGAAGAAGAGCCAGGUGGCGCUGGGGCAACCGGUGUCAGACGCCACGAGGGAUCGUAGUGAUCUGGAGCAGGAGCGACAGGCAGAUGAGGAGGAGCUGGCCCAGCAGUACGAGCUGAUCAUCCAGGAGUGUGGGCACGGGAGGUUCCAGUGGCAGCUGUUCCUGGUUCUCGGGCUGGCACUGAUGUCAGACGGCGUCGAGGUGUUUGUGGUGGGAUUUGUGCUACCCAGCGCGGAGACAGACAUGUGUGUGCCCGACUCAAGCUCAGGAUGGCUCGGCAGCAUUGUUUACCUGGGAAUGAUGUUUGGAGCAUUCUUCUGGGGAGGAAUGUCUGACAAGCUGGGACGCAGACAGAUCCUCCUCAUCUGCAUGUCCACCAAUGGCUUUUUUGCCUUCCUGUCGUCGUUUGUCCAGGGAUAUGGUUUAUUCCUUCUCUGCCGUCUUGUUGCAGGUUUUGGGAUAGGAGGUGCUGUUCCCAUAGUUUUUUCUUUCUUUGCUGAGGUGUUGUCCCGGGAAAAAAGAGGAGAGCAUCUCAGCUGGCUGUGCAUGUUCUGGAUGAUCGGGGAGAUCUAUGCAUCCGCAAUGGCCUGGGCCAUUAUACCCCACUAUGGUUGGAGCUUCAGCAUGGGCUCAGCGUAUCAGUUUCACAGCUGGAGGGUGUUUGUGGUGGUGUGUGCCUUGCCUUGCGUUGGUGCCGUGGUGGCUCUUACCUUCAUGCCAGAGAGUCCCAGGUUCUACCUGGAGGUUGGGAAACACGAUGAAGCCUGGAUGAUCCUCAAACAGAUCCAUGACACCAACAUGAGAGCGCGUGGGCAGCCGGAGAAAGUCUUCUCUGUGAACAGGAUCAAAACCCCAAGACAGCUGGAUGAGCUGGUGGAAAUGGAUUCAGAAUCUAGAAAUCCAGUUUCCAAGCUCUACUUCAGGUUAAAGGCUGAGAUCCAUGGGAUCUAUCUAAACCUAAAGAAGUGCUUUAACUACCCCAUGCAAGAGAACAUGAUGCGGCUGGCCGUGGUGUGGUUCACACUCUCGUUUGGAUAUUAUGGUCUGUCCGUCUGGUUCCCGGAUGUCAUCAAGCACCUGCAGGCCGACGAAUACGCGUCCAAAGUGAAGAUCCACAACAACGAACGCAUUGAGAGCUUCACCUUCAACUUCACGCUGGAGAACCAGAUCCACAAGAACGGCCUCUUCAUUAAUGACCAAUUCAUCAAUAUGAAGCUGAAGUCGGUCACUUUUGUUGACUCCACCUUUCGGAACUGCUACUUUGACGACGUCACGUCGGUGGGCUCUUAUUUCCGGAACUGUACGUUCAUCGAUGCGUAUUUCUACAACACAGAUAUUGAUGACUCCAAGUUGAUCGAUGGCACAGAGGUGAUCAACAGCACUUUCACUCACAACAAGAUAGGAUGUCAGAUGACAUUUGAUGACGACUACAGCGCCUACUGGGUGUAUUUCAUCAAUUUCCUGGGGACGCUGGCUGUUCUGCCCGGCAACAUCGUCUCUGCCCUUCUCAUGGACAAAAUUGGACGUCUGUCCAUGUUGGGUGGUUCCAUGAUCCUCUCGGGCAUCAGCUGUUUCUUCUUGUGGUUUGGCACCAGCGAGUCCAUGAUGAUUUUCAUGCUGUGCCUUUACAACGGCCUGAGCAUCUCAGCCUGGAACUCCCUGGAUGUGGUCACUACAGAGUCCUUCCCGACUGUCAGGAGGGGGACAGGUUUCGGGUUCUGUAACGCUCUUUGCAAGCUGGCUGCGGUGUUGGGGAACCUGAUUUUCGGCUCUCUGGUUGGCAUCACCAAAGCCAUCCCUAUCCUCAUGGCGUCGUCCGUGCUCGUUGGUGGAGGCCUGGUUGGACUUCGACUGCCUGACACCCGUGCGAAUGUUCUCAUGUAACACCGCUAUUCUUUUUGUCAUUGGAAAGUCCUGGAAACGUUUUUGGAACAUGUUCUACAAGCGAUUUAUUUAAAUUUUCCCACUAAAAAUCCAGUUUUGUUAGAAUUUGAUGCACUAAUACAGAUUGUCAAGCUACUACUAGCUCAGCCGGAAUUAUUUGGAAAUUUGUGGAAAGAAAAAAUCUUGAUUCCUUAAACUUCCGUUGGAGUUUUCCUUAAGUGAUUUCCGUCAUAACUGUGCUCCGAGACACCGCAGGCUUGAAGCUUAAAGCUUUUUAAUAUUGAUACAGUCUUAUUAAGACAAGCCAGAUGGAGAGAAAAGGGAAAAACAAGCUGUAAUGAGCACAACCAGCCUGCUGUGUGACAACGCAGGGAAUAGAUGAUCAGACGGAGCAGACUCAUUGACAGCUGGCUUACCCACAAGACCCAUAUGCAGAAUACGGGACAUGUUUGCUAAAGGUUAUCUAAACGAAACACAAACAUGCUGCCAUACACUAACAUGUGACCCCAUCAGUGUAUCGUCGAUACAUGCUGCUGCAUUUGAGAGAAGUCACUUACUUUCCCACACAACCAUGACUCAAUAUAAAAGUAAAAAGUAAAAGUAUGCAAUAUAAAAUCUGGGGAUGCUCCCUUCAUUUCCUCUUGUGUUGUUGUGAAAGCCUGUGGUGAACGGGUCAUUUUGUCUUGUGUUGGUUGGUGGGACUAAAGUUCUGUCCUGAACUGCCCCUCUCGGGUUUAGCCUUGUGUCGGAUCCUGCUUUUUGGCCCUGAUGUUUCCUGCUGCUUCCCUUUGAUAAUACUGAACAGCCUUUUUUUAAUGUGCCUCUCCUUGACUGGAGCCGUCUGCUGUUAGUUGUGUGCUGUACAAAGGAACAAACAGGAUUUAAACAGACAUAUUUUUAACAGAUAAAAAAAAACAGUGAGGUGUACACACAGAUAUAUCUAUACAUAUGAGUUUAUAUAUAGGUGAGAUUACUCUUCAACUAAAAAGUUUCAAUUUUUUUUGCUUUGUCUUUUUAUUUUCUACAUGAGAUGUUUUAAAUAUUUUACUUCCAUCGGUUUGUUUUUCUUAUAAAUACUUUAAUUGUUGCUCUUUUUUUUUCAUCUGUAGGGUCAUUUUUUUAAUUCUUAUAAAGCAACAAAUAUCUAAAAAUCCAAAUUAUUUAUAAUUUGAAAUGUAUGCAUGACCAUAUUUUCACUGUCAGUCAUUUUGUUCCAUUUUCUUCAGUUUUUGUGCUGUUAUUGUGGUUCUAUAAUUUCUCAUUGGUUUCCAACUCACUCUCACGCAGCGAAUGCAAAAUACUAAAAAUUGUCAUUAAUUUGAAUUUUUUCUGAUAUUUUUGUAAAAUGGCAUGACAACUCAUUGUGAAGGUUAGUGCAGCUAAAUAGAUUAAUCUUUAUUUUUGAGCUUAUAAUUCAAAUACCUGCAAAAUAAAGUAUAUAGACACAAUAAAAGACUUAUUACAAGCCCUGAUAACAAGGAUAUGAGAAAAGCUGAACAGAUUUCGAAUUCUUUGGCCAUUUAACUAAAAACUCUUCACAUGUUUUUGACUUUUUUUUCUGUAAAUCUUUAUUUAUAUAGUCUAAAAGUGCAUCUGUGUGUGUUAAAGGCAAUUAAAGGAGUAUUUUUUGUGGGGCCUCCAUAUGGAUGCAUGAAUGUAAAUAUAAUGUACAUAUCAAAGCCAAUAUCAGUAACACUCUGGGUUAAAUGUGUGCAAACUUUAUGACUGACUCGUGUGUCGUUUGCUUUGUCCGAGCGAUAACUCCACGUACUGUAACUCUGUUUUACAGCUUAGUGUGUCCUUUGCAUUCACCUGUUUUUGUGUGUGUUUGCCAACUUGCAUGUGUGUAACAAAACCUCACAUUUUUGUGCUUAAUUUUAAGUACUAAUCGUCCUAAAAGAAAAAAAUGGCAAUAGUGGGUUUUAUGGUGAAGAAAAAAUGUGAAUGUAUUAUUCUUGUACUUUUUGUUUCUUUAUAUUUUGGAGGUAGUCAAAUGUGAGUUAAUAGUAUACUUGUGAAUAUCAUUGUGAACGGCUUGCCACUGAGCGAUGCAGUCAAAAAAAGAUCCAUGAGUGUGAAAAUCUGUGAAAAAAAAAUUGCCAAAUAACACCCUGUGAAUGAUGUUAAACACCGGAAAGACAGGGAUCGCAGGCUGUGCUGCUUUUGAACACAAAUAAUAAUAAUAAAAAAAUGUUCCAAAG
Molecule: messenger RNA, 4406 nt
Organism: Oryzias melastigma (Indian medaka)
Lineage: Eukaryota; Metazoa; Chordata; Actinopteri; Beloniformes; Adrianichthyidae
Gene: sv2ca
Product: synaptic vesicle glycoprotein 2Ca
Exons: 12
Coding region: 1-2205 (734 amino acids)
Biological process (GO): chemical synaptic transmission; transmembrane transport
Cellular component (GO): membrane
Molecular function (GO): transmembrane transporter activity
Source: RefSeq, a predicted model, not a curated record